Cuscuta europaea is the source of this 547-nucleotide messenger RNA. The record is from the annotation of a GenBank genome assembly. Lineage: Eukaryota; Viridiplantae; Streptophyta; Magnoliopsida; Solanales; Convolvulaceae.
GGAUUUUAGAAGAACAACAUCGUAAGAUGUUUUGGACUCCUUGUACUGCACAUUGUAUUAACUUGAUGUUGCAAGAUCUUGGUGAUAAGCUGCCCACGAUAAAAAGUGCUUUACGUGAAGGCGGUUAUUACCUAAAUCCAAGCAUAUUUUAUAAGAAUGAUCUGGCGAAGAUGGAGUCAAACAAAGAGAUAAAAAUUGGGCUCUUUAAAGCAAUACAAAAGCUCGUAGAUGAAGAUGCACUUGACAGUAUUACUAGUGAAUUGGUACUUUACAGAUCUGCAAGAGGAUCUCUGGGAUCAACAAUGGCUAUGAGAGCUGGGGAAAAAGUCGCACCCAUUAAGUUUCCAUGUCAACUAAUACAUUAUACUAAUGAAUUUAUCAUCUUACAUUUUUUAUUUUCUUAGUAUUGUGUAAAUUAGUUUUAAUUUAAUUAAUUCAAUAAUUUGUAGAUGAAUGAUGGCUUUCAUAUGGGUCUGAUGCGCCAAAUCUCCAAAUGUUUGCACUUAAGGUUUUGAGUCAAACCUGUAGCACCUCACCAUGUGAGCGU